Molecule: messenger RNA, 2182 nt
Organism: Parasteatoda tepidariorum (common house spider)
Lineage: Eukaryota; Metazoa; Arthropoda; Arachnida; Araneae; Theridiidae
Product: calcium/calmodulin-dependent protein kinase type II delta chain
Biological process (GO): protein phosphorylation
Molecular function (GO): calcium/calmodulin-dependent protein kinase activity; ATP binding; calmodulin binding
Source: RefSeq, a predicted model, not a curated record
ACGAAACAAACACGAAAAACUACACGCCUGCGAAAGCUGUGCGACAACCCCAACCGCACCAAAAAUCUCAUCUCCUCUUCAUCCGCUGAAAUCAAUAUGUCUAUCCCAGUACCAUGUACACGUUUCAGCGAUAAUUACGAAUUAAAGGAAGAACUUGGGAAGGGAGCCUUUUCCAUUGUCAGAAGAUGCGUUCAAAAACAAAGUGGAUUAGAAUUCGCUGCUAAAAUAAUAAAUACAACGAAACUAUCUGCUCGAGAUUUUCAGAAGUUAGAAAGAGAAGCCAGGAUUUGUCGUAAACUAAAUCAUCAAAAUAUAGUGCGGUUACAUGAUAGCAUACAAGAAGAAGGAUAUCAUUACCUAAUAUUUGAUUUAGUUACUGGAGGAGAGUUGUUUGAAGAUAUUGUAGCUAGGGAAUAUUAUAGUGAAGCUGAUGCCAGUCAUUGUAUUCAACAAAUUCUUGAAAGUGUACACCACUGUCAUGUAAAUAGUAUUGUGCAUAGAGACCUCAAGCCUGAAAACUUACUAUUAGCAAGUAAAAGCAAAGGUGCUGCUGUCAAGCUUGCUGACUUUGGCCUGGCUAUCGAAGUCCAGGGAGAACAACAAGCUUGGUAUGGUUUUGCUGGGACACCUGGUUACCUUUCACCCGAAGUGCUUAAGAAAGAUCCAUAUGGAAAACCUGUUGAUAUAUGGGCUUGUGGGGUCAUUUUAUAUAUCCUUCUGGUCGGUUAUCCUCCAUUUUGGGAUGAAGAUCAACAUAGACUUUAUGCACAAAUCAAAGCUGGAGCUUAUGAUUACCCCUCGCCGGAAUGGGAUACAGUUACUCCUGAAGCCAAAAACCUAAUCAACAGUAUGCUGACAGUAAACCCAGCUAAAAGAAUAACAGCAUCUGAGGCCUUGAAGCACCCAUGGAUCUGCCAACGAGAGAGAGUUGCUUCAACACUUCAUCGUCAAGAAACAGUUGACUGCUUAAAGAAAUUUAACGCAAGGAGAAAGUUGAAAGGAGCUAUUUUAACUACCAUGUUAGCGACCAGAAAUUUUUCUAGCCGUAGCAUGGUAAAUAAGAAAUCUGAUGGUGGUUCUCAAGUGAAGGAGUCAACAGACAGCAAUGCAACUCUUGAAGAUGACGAUAUUCGAGACGGUACUCAUUCUGGCCCCGAAAGGAGCAAAACAGUUAUUCAAGUUGAGCAAGUUAAGUCUCCAAUCUCACCACAUCCCCCUGAUAAUAAAUUUGUGUAUAAAAGGCCCUCUGAAACAAGCUCUUCAAGUAUGUCAACGGCUUUAAAAAGUGCUAAUGGACUACUUGAUCCUCGAAAGCAGGAGGUAAUUAAGCUGACUGAACAAUUAGUUGAAGCUGUGAAUAGUGGUGAUUAUGAAUGUUACACAAAAUUUUGUGAUCCUCAUAUGACUGCCUUUGAACCAGAAUCCUUAGGUAAUUUGGUAGAAGGAAUGGAUUUUCACAAAUUUUACUUUGACAAUGUUUUAGGAAAAAAUAGCAAAACUGUUCAUAGUACGAUAUUGAAUCCUUCAGUACAUCUACUUGGUGAUGAUGCUGCUUGCAUAGCAUACAUAAGACUUACACAGUACAUGGACAAAAGUGGCAUGGCCCACACAUUGCAGUCAGAAGAAACACGUGUCUGGUCAAAGAAAGAUGGGAAGUGGCAAAACGUGCAUUUUCACAUGUCUGGAUCUGCAUCAUCCCCAUUUACAGCAGUUCACAAAUAGAGUUUCUAAUCAAAAGACACUGGAUUGCAGUCAAUGAGUGACUUGCACUAGCUGUCUGAAUCAGUGAAAUCACCCCACCUUGGCAUCAACAGAUUUUACUGUAAAACCUUUUACAGGAAUGUCCUCUUUCAAAUCUUUCUGCUAAGUUACUAUUGAGCUGGAGGGGAGCUGUAUGUUGGAUGAAGGUGUGUGAUCAUUUUUAGAAUUCUGAUUGUUUUUGUGUCCUGGACUUUUUUUUUUUUUUUAAGUAAACCUUUUUUUUACCUAUAAUGUGUGCAUGAGAUGCUAUGAAGUGAUUGACGAAUUCAUUUUGUUUAUUUCUAUUGUGAGGUAUUUAAAAGAGAUACAUUUUUACAGGAUUUACUAUGUUUUGAUUUAUAAAAAUUAUAUAUAUUUUUAAUUUUAAAUAUUGGAAUGUUUUUAAUGCUUUAAAAAAUCAUUUUAUUUAAAGCUACAUCAA